AUGAACGGUCCUCAGAAUUGGUCUCGGGAGUCUCUGCCCAACUACACCGACAACUUUCUCGUUAGCCCGGCUGACCCCAAUGGGAGCCUCAUUUAUAUCCAGUGCCAAGAGAAAUGCGAAUCGGGGGCCGUGUAUGUCAUCGACGACCAGACCCCGGACACCGUUGGCGCCUACCUCUACUUCAACGAGCGCUUGGUGUUCUCCCCCGACCCGGAGCACAUCACCCCUUUCAGCAGCGUGCUUCCAGACUCGUGGGAGAUGAGAACUACCCUGGCACAGAAGCUGCACCUGUGGGAUAUCUGUGGCCAAUUCGGAAACUACCUGCUCAGGCGCUACGUGGAGCAACACAUCGGCGACAUCCUCACCAACUGGCGCCACUACUACCGCCACCCUGUUGGCCACGACAGGCUGGAGAACCCGGAGUGGUGCGUCCUUGACAACUUUGGGGCGGCGUACCAGCUUUGCGUUGACAUGAGAUGGGACCUUCAAGCCAGCGCCAUUGUUCAGUCGUUCGUGCAAAACAUCAGGGAUGACGAGUGGGACGAUUGGGAGGAGAAUAUAGCAGAGGAGUCCCUUGCAUUCUUUUGGCGCGCUGAGAACGGGUUGGCAGAAAUCAGGGAGGCUCAUCGCAUUGCUGAGGCCAGGGACGCUCAAUACCUUGGUGAGGUCAGGUCUGCCGUGGACAUAUAUGUGGAAGGAGUUCUGGCGGGGGAAGCCCUUCGCAACGGUCGUUAG
This is a messenger RNA of Colletotrichum aenigma, 735 nucleotides long. RefSeq lists its product as uncharacterized. Lineage: Eukaryota; Fungi; Ascomycota; Sordariomycetes; Glomerellales; Glomerellaceae. The transcript is spliced from 2 exons. Bases 1 to 735 code for a protein of 244 amino acids. The record is from RefSeq and is a predicted model, not a curated record.